Cyprinodon variegatus (sheepshead minnow) is the source of this 703-nucleotide messenger RNA. RefSeq names its product tumor susceptibility gene 101 protein-like. The transcript has 3 exons. Lineage: Eukaryota; Metazoa; Chordata; Actinopteri; Cyprinodontiformes; Cyprinodontidae. Gene Ontology annotation, biological process: protein modification process; endosome to lysosome transport; protein transport. Bases 8 to 313 code for a protein of 101 amino acids. The record is from RefSeq and is a predicted model, not a curated record. Gene Ontology annotation, molecular function: ubiquitin binding. Gene Ontology annotation, cellular component: ESCRT I complex.
GGCGCCUAUGUGCUUUGUGAAGCCGACACACGAGAUGAUCAUUGUUAAAGGAAAGUACAUUUCCAGCGAUGGCAAAGUCAGGAUGCCUUACUUGAAAGACUGGAAGAAGGGUGAAGGGGAUCUAUUUAGCCUACUGCAGGUGAUGGUUGCUGUUUUUGGAGAGUUCCCUCCAUUAUCAAUGUGUCCUUAUCCUGAGCCUGAACAAGCGUCAUGUUGGUUGCAGUUUAACCGACAAGAAGAUGGAAAAUAUUGUGUGUCUUUACCCAGAGGAGAUGGUCAACCUUUCCAACAGGAAAAUGAAACCAGCUGCUAGUUUGUUGUACAUAUUUGAAUAUUUUGUGUAAAUAUGUGAUGUUUUGAUUUAAGUCUGUGGAUAGAAAAUCUAAAAAAGCCCAUACCGUUAACUAACUGGAAGUUAAAACUAAAACGUUGACAUGCAUAUAUGCCAAACAAAUGCUUUAGGAUUGUGGAAAUUAGAUUUCUUUUACUAUUUUAGGUUCUUCUAGCUUCCAUUUUCUCACCACCAUGAAAUAUUUUACAACCAGUCCAUAAAAAAAAACGUUGUUUGUACUGAUUGUCUACUUUGGUGAUAUGACAUGGACCUUUGAACAGAGAAGUCAGAUAUAACCAAAUACAGCUCAAUAGGACUUUUCAUAGCAUGCAAAUAGUCUUGUUUAAAUAUCAAAACGUUUAAGAGAAUAGA